AUGGCUUGUAGUAAUACAAAGGAAAAUAAUACUAAAGAAUAUAAUAAUUUUUUAGCAGCUUAUCAAGAAUUAAAAUUUUCUAAAUCAGAUGAAGAUCCAUUUAAAAUUUUGAACGUUGAACGUCGUUGCCUUGGUAUGAAAUAUUUAGCAGCAAAAAGAUCAGGUUUUGAGGAUGUUGCGAUGUGUCUUUUAGAAAAAGGCCUAAAAGAAUGUCAACAUCAAAUAGAAAAGAGCGGGGAUUAUUGGAAUUCAAUUGAAGAAAACAUUGUUGAAAGUGUUAAUGAUCCUUCACAAUGGAAAUCAGGAUUAAACGAUGUACAAACAGCAAUUGAUUUGAUAGAAUGUUUACCAUGUCAAGAUGAAAAUACUUUAGCAUGCAAAGAAAAGAUAAUUAAUGAUGGACAUAUUAAAGAUAUUGUUGAUAUGUGGAAGACACAAGAUACAAGAAAAAGAAAAUGUAGUAUCCAAAGACGUCCUCCUCAAUUUGAAACAAUUAAAGCAAAUGAUAAUAAAAUUGCUCUUGUCAAUAAAAGUUCCACAUGUAAUCAAAGCAAACCCAUAGAAUGUAAUAAGAAGGAAUUAGCAGGUUUAAAAAAUGGGCUUUCUUUAUUCAAAACUGCCAGAGAUGAAUUGAAUAUUCAACAAAAUUCAAAGAAUAGGCAGCCAGCACAAAAGAAGACAUUAGGUGGUAAAUCUUCAGUUAAAUCUCCAUUUGUGUGUCCUUUUAAACGUGAGGAAAAUAAAGUAAUGCAGUAUCAAAAUAAUAAAAUAGAAAAUGAAAGUGAUUCAGCAGAUGUAGAAGAUGAAAGGUUGAAAAACAUUGAUCCGAAGUUGAUAGAGUUAAUAAAAAAUGAAAUCAUGGAUUUACGAACAUCAGUUUCUUGGGAUGACAUAGCAGGACUUGAAUAUGCUAAGAAAAUGAUUCAAGAAGUCAUUGUAUUUCCUAUGUUGAGGCCUGACAUUUUCACCGGUCUACGUAGGCCACCAAGAGGAAUUUUAUUAUUUGGACCACCUGGUACAGGAAAAACAUUGAUUGGAAGAUGUAUCGCAGUGCAAAGUAAAUCAACAUUUUUUUCUAUAUCUGCGAGCUCCUUGACCUCCAAGUGGAUAGGGGAAGGAGAAAAAAUGGUUAGAGCAUUAUUUGCUGUUGCUAGAGUUAAUCAACCUUCAGUUGUUUUUAUAGAUGAAAUAGACUCUUUGCUUUCUCAAAGAUCAGAGACCGAGCAUGAGAGUUCGAGAAGACUUAAAACUGAAUUUUUAGUACAACUGGAUGGAGCAGCAACUUCAGAAGAUGAUCGCAUUUUAAUCGUAGGUGCAACUAAUAGACCACAAGAAUUAGAUGAAGCAGCGCGUCGUCGUCUUGUUAAAAGGCUCUAUAUUCCAUUACCAGAGUUGCAAGCACGAAAACAAAUUAUACGCAAUUUAUUAUCAUCGGUAAAACACAAUGUAACAGAAGAAGAUAUUACUGAUGUUGCUCAACAAGCAGACGGUUAUUCAGGUGCCGAUAUGAAAACUUUAUGUACGGAAGCUAGUAUGGGACCAAUCAGAUGUAUUCCGUAUAAUUUGUUACAAGAAAUACCGUCUGAUGAGAUAGCACCAGUAACACUUCAGGAUUUUCAAGAAGCUCUACAAAAUGUUCGUCCUAGUGUUUCUCAAUCAGAUUUAGCUAUUUAUGUUAAUUGGGAUCGCACAUAUGGUACUGGUUCUUUACAGAACGUUAACAUUGCAAGGAUUCCACGAAAAGAGUCAUCGAGAGGAGAAACCCUCUACCAUACGUAGAAGUGAUCGUAAAACGUUAAUGGGUCGGCCACACGAUUUUACGAUGUUUCAUAGAAGAUGUAAAAAAGCUUAUGGAUAAAUCCUGAAUGUUCGCGGGACUUGAGAGCUGUACGACUUAAAACGAACAGUAUCAUCAUCAUCAUCAUCAUCAUCAUUCGAUUUAUUCCUUCGUUUGCGUGAAAUUUAUAUUUGAUUAAUGAUGAAGCAGUAGACUCUCCGAAUGUUUAUAAGGAUAAUAAAA
This is a messenger RNA of Polistes dominula (European paper wasp), 2020 nucleotides long. Its product is annotated as fidgetin-like protein 1. NCBI's taxonomy places the organism in Eukaryota, Metazoa, Arthropoda, Insecta, Hymenoptera, Vespidae. Gene Ontology annotation, molecular function: ATP hydrolysis activity; microtubule severing ATPase activity; ATP binding. The record is from RefSeq and is a predicted model, not a curated record.